Molecule: messenger RNA, 2750 nt
Organism: Sinocyclocheilus anshuiensis
Lineage: Eukaryota; Metazoa; Chordata; Actinopteri; Cypriniformes; Cyprinidae
Product: 45 kDa calcium-binding protein-like
Exons: 7
Coding region: 347-1417 (356 amino acids)
Biological process (GO): calcium-ion regulated exocytosis
Cellular component (GO): endoplasmic reticulum
Molecular function (GO): calcium ion binding
Source: RefSeq, a predicted model, not a curated record
ACCUAAUGUUACACAAGAAGAAGACACGCGAUCCUGACAACGUAGCAAUGUUUCUUUGCUCAACGCCUUCCUGGUGUUAGUCCUCGUGAACUCUUGCGGUCAUCGGUCUGUCCUGUAUGUGUUUGUGUGUUAUCUGAGUCCAGAGAGGGAGGACGUCGCGUUCAGGGCCAUAAACCGCUCCAGCCAGCAGCGUUUGGUCUCGAGUGGCGACGUGUACAGGAACUGCGCGAUGAGCUGCACAUAAACAGUCCGCUCAAGCUGCUUUAAAUACAGCAGGCCACUGGCUUCUGUUCAUUCAUCUGAUACUUACUUUUUGGAAAGGACCGUUCAAACGUACAGUAAAACCAUGUCUAACCGGAGAAGAUCUCAGCCUCAACUUUUGUGCGCCUCAACUUUGGCAGUAUUUGCAAUGCUGGCUUUGAAUGUUCAGGCCAGGCCAGCAAAUAUGUCAGCGUUAAAAGACAAACACCCCAACAGCAAAGAGGACAAUGAGAUCCUUCCACCUGACCAUCUGAACGGUGUGAAGAUGGAAAUGGACGGUCACCUCAAUAAAGACUUUCAUCAGGAGGUGUUUCUCGGGAAGGAGAUGGAGGAGUUUGAGGAGGACUCUGAGCCCAGACGGAACAGGAAGAAACUUAUUGAAAUCUUUACCAAGGUGGAUAUUAAUAAAGACAGGAGUGUCAGUGCUAAAGAAAUGCAGCGCUGGAUCAUGGAGAAGACGGAAGAACAUUUUCAAGAGGCCGUUAAAGAAAACAAGCUCAGUUUUCGUGCCGUGGACCCUGAUGGGGAUGAACAUGUAACUUGGGAUGAAUACCGUGUGAAGUUUUUGGCCAGCAAAGGUUUUAAUGAAAAAGAAGUAGCUGAGAAGAUAAAAAACAAUGAAGAAUUGAAAGUGGAUGAAGAAACUCAGGAGGUUCUGGAGAGCUUGAAGGAUCGCUGGUUCCAGGCAGAUAACCCUCCAGCUGACCAGCUGCUGAAUGAAGAGGAGUUCCUCUCGUUCCUGCAUCCAGAGCACAGCAGAGGCAUGCUGAGAUACAUGGUCAAGGAGAUCGUCCGAGAUCUUGAUCAAGAUGGAGAUGGAAAGUUGACUCUUGCUGAAUUUAUCUCCCUCCCCAUGGGAACUGUGGAGAAUCAGCAGGCCCAAGACAUCGAUGACGACUGGGUUCGUGAAAGGAAGAAGGAGUUUGAAGAAGUCAUUGACGCUAACCAUGAUAUGAUUGUAACCAUGGAAGAGCUGGAGGAAUACAUGGACCCUAUGAAUGAGUACAACGCCCUGAAUGAAGCCAAGCAGAUGAUUGCUGUGGCGGAUGAGAACCAAAACCACAACCUGGAACUAGAGGAGAUCCUUAAAUACAGCGAGUACUUCACUGGCAGCAAACUCAUGGACUAUGCCCGUAACGUACAUGAGGAGUUCUAAGACGGUCUCCUCAAGUCUUUAUGAAUAAGAACAGCAUGUAUAUAUCCCUAAAGUGUCACAAGGAUGAUCUUUGCUUGCUUCCCAGACUGGGAUCAACAAAUGCAUUCGGACAUGUUUGUAAAUGUACAAAACUUCAAGCCACAAAACCUUCUCUAAUGUUGCAAUGCGCAGAUAUGACACAUUAUUAGGACUUUGCCUUCAUAAUGUCAUAGACAUGAUUUCCAUUUGAGCACCAUAAAGUUCCAUAUAAAUCAUUUUAGACACUGUCACUUUCGUCACGUUUUUGAGUGUUGAUAAUUAAAAGAAAUGUCUGUAAAUGAGGGAUUGGUGAGGGGAAAGACUUUUCCACAUGAAGGUGGAAUUUUUAAAAAAAAAUUUAUUAUAAUAAAAAAAAUAGAGUAAUGUAAAUAAUGCUGCUGUUUGGAGUGCCAUAAUAUAUAAAGGCAUUCACAUUUUGGGUGGGUUGCUUUUGACAGGGUUUGAGCUUCCUGAGAUGUGUUAUUUCCAAAGAUAACAAGCCAGCAAAAGGAUUUAGGGUGGUAGUUUUGUGAAAACUAACAUACAGGCCUAUAUAUAGCACUUCUAUUUAAGAUCUCAUCAUUAAAUGCAAAAAUGCAGUGAAAAAGUCUAGUUUAGAUAACAUUUUAUUUGAGAGUUCAUAGGAUAAUUAAUCCAUCCAGAUGUGACCUAUUUGCACAUUGAAGCAUUUUUAUGAACCCUGUUAAGUCAUAAUUGUGUAUAGCCUACAUAUUCUUAUUUUAUUACUUUUAAGAAUUCAGUUCACCCUGUUACCUCAGCAGUCUCCUUCAGUCAAAUGUUAGUUAAUAUAAUAGAGCAUAUUAUUCCUGACAUUGAUGUGUCUCCAUUGACGUCUGUAUUGUAAAAAGUCAUUCAAAAUGAUUUAAUUUAAACAUAAGAGAAAUGCUUUGAGAGGAAUUAUAUUAUUAGGAACUAUAAUUUACCCUUUUUAAAUCGCUAUGAAAAAUGGAAGGAACGAUGUGUAUUUUCUGGAUUUAAGAAUAAAGUUUUAUUAAAAUACUCAUUUGCCUAAAGAAAAUUAGGCUAAUGUUUCCUAUUGACACUGUGUGUAUAUAAUUGAGCUCUAGUUUUGGUGGUAAUCAUUUUUGAGCAUGCACUGGUAAUAGUUUAAGCUAUACAAUUUAUGCUUUGCUGUACGAAUUAUUCAUAACUCUGGCCUUUUGGAUUCAUUUGUUUUGUUAUUCCAUUGUGUGUUUACUAUGAGCUGCUAAUGUGUUCACAAUUAUCUUUGUUCAUUGACUGAUUAUAUAUUACAUUCAUCCGGUGGAAAUUAAAGUAAUUGCUUAAAGUAAAA